UAGUGGAUCCUGAGCGCUGCGACCCACCAAAAUUGAGUUGCAGAUAUGAUAUAAGCGCGUAAACCGCGAUUUAGUCGCGGGCAUGUUGAGAUUAGACAGAGCAGCGGUCGUCCUAGAUUCUUGUUUGGCUAAUGUGAAGUAAUUUCCAAGCGAAGUCGCUUCAAUUGCAAGAGAUCGAACAAUAAAACAGAAAAUUUUCCGAAGAAGCAAACUCCUUUCACUCAUCACGCUUCUGUCUCGCGCCAAGUUUCUUUCGACGCUCCCACAUCUGCGAUCAACACUUCUUGUGCUAUUUCUUUGACACAGAUGGAGAUCUUGGGAAGUUCUCAUCCUUUUCGUUCUCCGUAAAAGUUUCUUCUCCUACAUUCCAGUUCUUGUUGGUGAUUUCUGGUGAACUGAGGGGGAGAGGUAUCGACCACCAUGGCCAGGAUGAACCAGCAGCAGUAUGGUUAUAACCUAGAAACUUCCCCAACUCAUGUACACCGAUCGAGGGAUCUGGACAGCAUGUCCAGGUGGACUGAGUACCUCAGCUCGGAAGCGGCUUCACCUCCUUCAGUAACCUCGAGUUCAAAGCACGUCGUCUUCUCGAUGAUGCCUCCGAGUGUUGGCAGCUUUCACAAGGGCCGGAGCAUGGAAUGCGUCUUUCAGUUGACCCAAGUCGCGGAGGGAUUGUUGGCCAAGAUGCACAAGUUUGUCCAAAUUUUGGACCAUCCCGAUCCCACACAGUUCGUGUUCUCGGAUUCUUUCUGGAAAGCGGGGGUGCUCCCUGAUUUCCCGAAGUUCUGCGUGCACCUAGCGAAGAAGUUUCCGGAACAUCCCAGCAGCCUUCAGCUUGAGAAGGUAGACAAGGUUGCAUUGGAGACUUUGCAAGAGACAUCUGGAAGUUACUUGCAAAAUUUAGAACCUUGGAUUGAACUUCUCGUAGAUCUUAUGGCCUUCCGGGAACAAGCUUUGCGGAUUAUCUUAGAUUUGAGCAGUACAGUAAUCACAUUAUUGCCACAUCAAAAUUCCUUAAUUUUACACGCAUUUAUGGAUCUUUUUUGUGCCUUUGUUCGUGCCAAUCUUUCCUCUUCAAAGAUUCCAUGGAAAAUGAUUCUGCAAGUGUACAAUCUUUUGCAUCUGUUAACAAAAGGGGGGCGUGAUUGCGAAUUUUAUCACCGGUUAGUGCAGUUUGUUGACUCGUAUGACCCCCCACUUAAAGGACUACAAGAAGACCUCAAUUUUGUUAGCCCACGUGUUGGAGAGGUUCUGGAAGCUGUUGGACCUAUUAUCUUUUUGUCUACAGACACCAAAAAGUUGAGAAAUGAAGGGUUUUUAAGCCCAUUUCAUCCUCGGUAUCCAGAUAUACUUACAAAUUCUGCUCAUCCUAUGAGAGCUCAAGAUUUAGCAAAUGUUAUGGCCUAUCAGGAGUGGGUUUUGCUUGGUUAUCUUGUCUGUCCUUCUGAACUACUUCGAGUUACUGGCAUUGACAUUUCAAUGGUCGCACUCAAAGAAAACUUCAUCUUGCCUUUGUUUAGGGAUGAGUAUAUACUAUUGCAUGAAGAAUACCAGUUGUAUGUUCUUCCAAGAGUAUCUGAAUCCAAGAGGAUGGCCAAAUCUGGGCGCACAAAACAGAAAGAAGCAGAUCUAGAAUACACUGUUGCCAAGCAGGUUGAGAAAAUGAUUUGUGAUGUGCAUGAACAAGCAUUGAUGACCUGUGAUGCUAUCCAUCAUGAGAGGCGAGUUAUGCUAAAACAGGAAAUUGGUCGGAUGGUUUUAUUUUUCACAGACCAGCCUAGUCUUCUGGCUCCAAAUAUUCAGAUGGUCUUUUCUGCAUUGGCUUUGUCAAGAUAUGAAAUUUUGUGGUAUUUCCAACACAUUGGAGUUUCAUCCUUGAAGUCCAAAGGCACAAGGAUUACACCAAUCGAGAUAGAUGCAACUGAUUCUACCAUUGGAUUUUUACUAGAUGGAAUGGACAGACUAUGUUGUCUGGUACGGAAGUAUGCCACAGCAAUAAGGGCGUAUGCAUUGUCUUACUUAUCAUCAUCAGCAGAGAGAAUACGUUUUCUGUUGGGUACUCCAGGCAUGGUAGCGCUUGACCUAGAUGCAACUCUAAGAGGGCUUUUUCAGCAAGUCAUUCAGAGUCUUGAAAGCUUACCGAAGACACCGGGUGAUAAUGCUCAGUCAGUAUCAUCCUCCCUGUCGGAGUUGAGAAAAAGCUGGCUUUCUGUACUGAUGAUAAUCACUUCUUCGAGAUCAUCAAUAAAUAUCAGACACUUGGAGAAGGCUACAAUGUCCACUGGGAAGGAAGGAUUAGUUUCUGAAGGAAAUGCUGCCUACAUGUGGUCCAGGUGUAUUGAUGAGCUCGAGUCCCAGCUAAGUGAGCAUGGAAGCCUUCACAAGCUAUACUUUUACCAUCACCAUCUUACGACUGUUUUCCGAAACACUAUGUUUGGGCCAGAAGGACGUCCACAUCAUUGUUGUGCUUGGCUUGGAGUUGCUAGUAGUUUCCCGGAGUGUGCUUCACUAACCCUGUCUGAUGAGAUCACUAGAAUUGGAAGAGAUGCUGUGCUAUAUGUUGAAUCCUUGAUUGAGUCUAUUAUGGGUGGUUUGGAAGGUCUAAUUAACAUUCUUGAUUCUGAUGGUGGAUUUGGUUCCCUUGAACACCAGCUUUUUCCAGAACAAGCUGCUAUCCGCAUGAAUUAUGCAUCAAAACUCUCAAAUUAUGCAGCAAAAUCUCCAAAAGGAAUAACCAUAUUGCCAUUGCCUGGUCGUGAGAGCUUUCCUGAGAAUAAUAAUUCUGUAAAAAUGCUAGAAGCUGCAACACAGAGAUUGACAAAUUUAUGUUCAGUUCUCAAUGAAAUGGAACCAAUAUGCGUCCUGAAUCAUGUCUUUGUUCUCCGGGAGUACAUGAGAGACACUAUUCUCAGCAACUUCAGGAGAAGAAUGCUUGCAAUACUGAAGACUGACAAUGAUCUUCAAAGGCCUUCUGUGCUUGAGACCUUGAUACAUCGUCAUUUGAGGAUUAUCAAUUUAGUGGAGCAGCAUGUCAGCAUGGACCUUACCCAAGGAAUUCGUGAGAUCUUUCUGAGUGAGGCAUUCUGCGGCCCCUUGCAUUAUUUGAAACCUUCUGUUAAGCUUGCAGAGUAUGCUACUGGCUCUGCAGUUCAGAUUGUUUGUGACUGGUACAUUGACAACAUUAUCAAAGAUGUAAACAAUGUGGGCAUCCUGUUUACUCCAAGUCACAAAUGCUUCAAAAGUGCAAGGCCUGUUGGUGGAUAUUUUGCAGAUUCAAUUGCUGACCUUGCAGAGUUAAAGGCUUUUGUUAGACUUUUUGGAGGUUACGGAGUUGACAAGCUUGAUCGAUUGAUGAGAGAACAUACUGCUGCUCUUCUUAACUGUAUUGACAUUGCUUUACAAUCAAAUCGUGAAGCGCUUGAAGCAAUCUCAGCUAGCUUCCAUUCUUGUGAUCCAGUUGAAAAAGAAUGCAGCGUGAAGCAGAUUGUUGACAUGGAAACAGUGAUUGGUUUCUGCAUACAAGCUGGGCAAGCACUGGCUUUCAGUUCGCUUUUGGCUGAAGCUGCUGGAGAAGUUUUGGAUGAGAAUGUUCCGUUGCUCUUUUCUCUUAUGUCAGGGUUGACAAGGCACUUGCCUGUGGAGAUACCUGAAAAGGCUGAAAUAGGUAGACUGCGAGCUGCUGCAAGUAGCAUUAAUGUGAGUUUUGAUCAUGAUACAGAUUGGGUGCGAUCAAUUCUUGUGGCAAGUGGAUGUGCUAAUGUGGGAGCACUGAGUCUCUUGCCAUAUCUAUUUGCAUCGUUUAUGACUUCCAGCAUUUGGAGCAUAACCAAUUUUAGUAUUGAUACUGGAGGAUUUAGCAACAAUAUUCACUGCCUUGCCAGGUGCAUCAAUGCGGUAAUUGCAGCCAGUGAGUUUGUUAGGUUGGAAAGAAAAGAGCUUCAAAAGCAAUCUCUUUCAAAUGGUCAUGCUAGUGAAACUUCAGAUCCUGAAAUCCAGAAUCUUUUAUCUGUUGAAGCAAGCAUAAAAUCGGUCAUGCAACUCUAUGUGAAAUGUGCAUCUUCGAUGAUAAUGGAUUCGUGGAAUGAGACUAGCAGGUCCCAUCUGGUUCCCAAAUUGAUCUUUCUGGACCAGCUCUGCAAGAUAUCCCCAUACCUACCGAGAAGCACAAUCGAAGUGCAUAUUCCUUACACAAUCCUCCGUUCAAUUUAUCGACAGUACUAUGGAAACUCACAGGUCUCACAAUUGGCUUUGCUGAGCCCAUCCCCACGCCAAUCCCCAGCAGUACUUCUCAGCCACGCAUCAUCACCUGCAGCCAAACUCAACAACGUGGAUGCAAACCCAGAAGCUUUCCUAGGCAUUUCACCUGCUCUAAGAACAUCUGGUCCAAUACAUCAGCAACUUAUUGAGCCUGAGAAUAUGGACACGAGGCAAAAUGACAAUAAACAGCGAAAUAUGCGUCGAUCUGGUCCCCUGGAGUAUAGUUCAAGCAGGAAGGGGAAACAUCCUGGAGGACCUGCUUCUGGCAGCAGAGGCGUCAGUCCACUGCCAAGAAUGGUUUCCAGAUCUGGUCCAUUGUCGUACAAGUAGAUGAUACUAUUUGAUUGUUUUUGUAGAAGCUGUAGUAUGCCUGUGUCUCUUGGUUUUGUGCCAUAUGCAUUGCCUUCCAUGUAAUCUGUAAAUAUCAAAGUCGGCUCCAGUUCCAUCUUAAAUUUAAUGGGCCUCUUUUCUCUUCUUCGUUUUUGUAUUCUUGAUGAAGCCCAACAUGAAAUGAGAAGGUUAGCGUGCAGUCUCUUGCUAUUAUCAACUUUCGUUCUGCUGUGUUCAUUGUUAUGAAUUAUGAUGAUGUUAUAUUCGAUUAAAAUUUUAUCUGAA
Messenger RNA from Nymphaea colorata (pocket water lily), 4869 nucleotides. RefSeq names its product protein NAP1. Lineage: Eukaryota; Viridiplantae; Streptophyta; Magnoliopsida; Nymphaeales; Nymphaeaceae. The coding region runs from base 421 to 4584 and encodes 1387 amino acids. The record is from RefSeq and is a predicted model, not a curated record. Gene Ontology annotation, cellular component: SCAR complex. Gene Ontology annotation, biological process: cell migration; cortical actin cytoskeleton organization; cell projection assembly. The transcript is spliced from 24 exons.